AUGGCUCCGUGCCGCAGGGGCCGCGACGGGCGGGAGCUUUGGCUCUUUCUGUCCGGAUUCCUGCUCCUGUCCGUCUGGGGCUUUCAAUCCGCCACAGCCAAGGUUUGCAACGACUACACGCGGCACAGUGCGGACACAGCUUGGUCCGCCAAGGACGUGCCUAUUAUGGUGUUGAUGCCCAUGAACGAGUCUGCACUGAUGAGCAGUAUCAGUCAGGGAAUCGAACCCGCCGUGCAGCUCGCCAUCAGGCACAUACGUGAAUCCCAGCAGUACUCUUUCUCUCUCAUCACCAAAAUCUACGACACUGAGUGUGACAAUGCAAAGGGAUUACGGGCCUUUUUUGAUGCAAUCUGCUACGGCCCCAAACAUUUAAUGAUCUUCGGUGGAGUGUGUCCAUCAGUGACGUCAAUCAUCGCUGAAUCAUUAGAGGGCUGGAACCUGGUACAGUUAUCUUUUGCGGCAACAACGCCAGUUCUGGCAGAUAAGAAGAAGUACCCUAAUUUUUUUCGGACAGUUCCUUCAGACAAUGCAGUGAAUCCAGCUGUGGUAAAAUUUCUCAACUACUACAACUGGAGUAGAGUAGGCACAUUAACACAGGAUGUGCAGAGGUUCUCUGAGGUGCGCAAUGAUUUGACCAAUGAGCUCGAGAAGGCAGAUAUCCAGAUAGCAGACACAGAGAGUUUUUCUAAUGAUCCAUGUGUUAAUGUUAAGAAACUGAAGGAUAAUGAUGUAAGGAUCAUCAUUGGCCAGUUUGAUGAGAACCUGGCAUCCAAAGUCUUCUGUUGUGCCUAUAAUCUGAACAUGUAUGGCAGUAAGUACCAGUGGAUCAUACCAGGAUGGUACCAAGGCAACUGGUGGGAGCAAGCCAACUCUACCAACUGCACCACUAAGAAACUUUUAACUGCGAUGGAGGGGUACAUCAGUGUUGACUUUGAGCCUCUCAGUGCCAAACAGAUUAAGGGAAUCUCAGGAAGGACACCCCAGGAGUAUGAGAGAGAGUACAACAGGGAGAGGGAGCAGAAAGGAGUAGAGACCAGCAAAUUCCAUGGCUUUGCCUACGAUGGGAUCUGGGUGAUUGCUAAAACACUAAGUCGUGUCAUGGAACUGCUUCAUCACAGACAGAGGCAUGACAUUUACCAUAACAUGACCAUGGAUGAUCAGGAAGUGGGCAAGCUUGUGCUGGACGUGAUGAAUGAAACCAACUUUUUUGGAGUGACGGGUCAGGUCAUGUUCAGGAAUGGAGAACGCAUGGGAACCAUCAGAUUUACCCAGUUUCAAGAGGGUCAAGAAGUAAAGGUUGGAGAAUACAAUGCUGUUGCAGAUGUUCUGGACCUUAUCAACAACACAAUCAAGUUCCAGGGUGUGGAGCCUCCAAAGGAUCGGACAUUCAUGCGACUUGAGCGGCGACACAUCAAUGUCCCACUGUACAGCAUCCUGUCUACCAUCACCAUACUUGGCAUGGUCAUGGCUAGCGCGUUCCUCUUCUUUAACAUUAAAAACCGCAACCACAGACUAAUAAAAAUGUCAAGUCCUUACAUGAACAACCUGAUCAUCCUUGGAGGCAUGCUCUCCUAUGCUUCCAUCUUCCUCUUCGGUCUGGACGGCUCCUUCGUCUCAGACAAAGUUUUUGAAACCUUGUGCACAGUUCGCACUUGGAUUCUUAUUGUGGGUUACACGACAGCGUUUGGAGCCAUGUUUGCCAAGACCUGGAGAGUGCAUGCCAUUUUCAAAAAUGUAAAGAUGAAGAAGAAGAUUAUCAAGGACCAGAAGCUGCUGAUCAUUGUGGGGGGGAUGCUGUUAAUUGAUCUAUGCAUUCUCAUAUGCUGGCAGAUUGUGGAUCCCCUGAAGAGGACAGUGGAAGAAUACAGCUUGGAGGCGGAUCCCCAGGGCAGAGACAUUGCAAUCAGGCCAUUCCUGGAGCACUGUGAGAACACCCAUAUGACCAUUUGGCUGGGAAUCGUGUAUGCCUACAAAGGCCUCCUUAUGCUGUUUGGAUGUUUCUUGGCCUGGGAGACAAGGAAUGUAAGCAUCCCUGCAUUAAAUGACAGCAAGUACAUUGGCAUGAGUGUGUACAACGUGGGCAUCAUGUGCAUCAUUGGAGCAGCCGUGUCGUUCCUGACCCGGGAUCAGCCAAAUGUGCAGUUCUGCAUCGUAGCCCUGGUUAUCAUUUUCUGCAGCACCAUCACGCUGAGUCUGGUGUUUGUGCCAAAGCUGAUCACAAUGAGGACAAACCCAGAUGCAGCCACUCAAAACCGACGGCUAAAAUUCACACAGAACCAAAAGAAAGAAGACUCAAAGACGUCAACGUCAGUAACAAGUGUUAAUCAGGCCAACACGUCUCGUCUGGAUGGCCUGCAGGCUGACAACCACCGUCUCAGGAUGAGGAUCACAGAGUUGGACAAGGAGCUAGAGGAGGUGACCAUGCAGCUACAGGACACACCAGAGAAGACUCCCUAUAUAAAGCAGAAUCAUUAUCAGGACGUGAACAACAUCCUGAGCAUACGCAACUUCACAGAUGGGAAAGAUGGUGAAAAAUCUAUUCUGAAAAAUCAUUUGGAACAGAAACCCCAAGCACAGAGGGGAUCCAUGGAUCCUUCUCGAAUAAGCAGAGGCCCACUAGAGGACAUAAACUCACCAGAACACAUACAGCGCAGGCUGUCAUUGCAGCUGCCCAUUCUGCACCAUGCCUACUUACCCUCCAUAGGAGGGGUGGAUGCCAGUUGCAGCCCGAACAGCAGCCCAGCCUCAAGCCCCCGCCACAGACACAUGCCCCCCUCCUACAGGGUCAUGGUCUCUGGCCUGUGAGUCCUACCACAGCCCUGCACUCUGAGGAACAGCUCUCCGUUUUUAUUAAUCCAACUGACUGAUCCACAUCAGCAAUUAACGGAAGUAUGCGAGUGACCCGGAGGGGGUCCGUCCCCAUACAUACACAACCCUCUUCUCAAUGGCGUCUACGUCAGAAGAAAACUAAACCUCCAAACAGUGAGAGGGGGGUGUCCAGUCAUUAUCACACAACCAGAGUGCCCACCAGGAUCUGCAUUGCACCUAAUAUUUGUCACCACUUUUUCAUCAUAAUCAACGAAAGAGAAGCAACAGAGGAUGCCAGCUGUGCUGGGGGUUUGGUCAAAACAUGUCUGAUAUAUACAACCACUGUCAUUUUGUCAACUUGUUAAACUGUAGUAGCGCCAUCCAGAAAUGACCUAGGACUCAUCCUGUUUAACAUGCUAGCAUAAUUAUACUCCAUUCAAGAGGGGAAUUAUUUAUUGGGGGGAUAGGAUUUGGGUAAGACUGGGCACUUCUUAUUAAAGCCCUCUAAAAACUUUAUUAUUACUAUGAGGUGGUGCAUUAGGUGAUUGGUACAAACAUAUAAACACUGAAUAAGGGUAUAACAUUCCAUGGUGUGAAAAAGCGUGAGCUCAUCUCUCAUACCAUCGAUUUACAUUCAAAAUAUGCUAGCUGUAAUAUUAGCUAACCUCAAUGAGUCAAGGUGUUGGUACACUGACAAACAGGUGCCAGGUCUACUGUGUGAAGGAUGCAGGGACCAUGCUAGAAUUUCACAGUAUAGUACAACAAUUGGUGGGGAACAAACUGCAACACUGACUUUUGGCUAAAACAGCCAACAAAUAAGGAAAAGUGAGGUCUCACAAUAUACAUGGUAAAUUAAUAUGGACGCAUUCACAGUCA
Trichomycterus rosablanca is the source of this 3684-nucleotide messenger RNA. It is a transcript of the gene gabbr2, whose product is annotated as gamma-aminobutyric acid (GABA) B receptor, 2. Gene Ontology annotation, cellular component: membrane; G protein-coupled receptor heterodimeric complex. The record is from RefSeq and is a predicted model, not a curated record. Gene Ontology annotation, molecular function: G protein-coupled GABA receptor activity. The transcript has 19 exons. Gene Ontology annotation, biological process: gamma-aminobutyric acid signaling pathway; G protein-coupled receptor signaling pathway. NCBI's taxonomy places the organism in Eukaryota, Metazoa, Chordata, Actinopteri, Siluriformes, Trichomycteridae. Bases 1 to 2805 code for a protein of 934 amino acids.